Panicum hallii is the source of this 1911-nucleotide messenger RNA. RefSeq names its product zinc finger MYM-type protein 1-like. The coding region runs from base 1 to 1911 and encodes 636 amino acids. The transcript is spliced from 2 exons. Lineage: Eukaryota; Viridiplantae; Streptophyta; Magnoliopsida; Poales; Poaceae. The record is from RefSeq and is a predicted model, not a curated record.
AUGGCUGGUAAUGGAAAGGGAAAAGGAAAUAUAUCUCAGAAAGGUUUAAAAAGCUAUUUUGGCACUAGUUCAAGUGGUUCAAUUAGACAACCAAGUACUUGUGGUAGUGGAAUUGCUCAACAAGAGGUUGAAGAUGGGAAAGAUCAUUUUGCGCUUGUAACAACCGGUGUAGAAGAUGAAUUUGCUCAAGCAACAACUGGUGUAGAAGAUGAAGUUGCUCAAGCAGAGCUUCAAGAAGGUAUAACCGAGUUCAACCCGGACUAUAUCAUAUCGGAUCCAGGACUUCGUAUUUCAAUUGAUCGUUUUGCCCCUAAUAUUAGAGAUGAAGUUAGAAGGGCUUUUAUAGCUAAAGGUUCUUUUCAACCAAUGGAUCAUAAGUUUCCUACCUCGAAUGAUAGUAGGAGUUUUCAAAAGAAAUGGUUUAAGCAAUACAAUUGGUUGGAAUAUAGUGUGGAGAAGAAUAAAGCUUAUUGCUUCUAUUGCUAUGUUUUUAGACAUGAUCGAAUAGAAGAGAAAUUUGGUCAUGAUGUUUUUACAAAAGUCGGGUUCUCGCAAUGGAAGAAUGGUUAUUUAGCACUUCCAAAACAUGUUGGUGGGCCUAGUAGCAUUCUUAACUUUGCAGCAACAUCAUAUCAUGAUUUUGAUAACCAAAGAUCAAGUGUAAGAAAUAGGGUGUCAACUCAUACGAAAGAUGCAUUGGUCAAACAUGAAACCCAAGUGGAAGCUUCCUUGAGUAUUGUCGCUUAUCUUGCAUUACAAGGUGAGCCAUUUCGGGGGUAUGAUGAAACUUCUACUUCAUUGGAUAAGGGCAACUUUUUGGAAAUGCUUGAUUGGUACAAGGAAAGGAAUGAGGAAGUGAAACGUGCUUUGGAUGAGUUGUGUCCAAAAAAUGCAAAAAUGACUUCCGGCACGAUUCAAAAAGACCUUGCAAACUCUUGUGCACAAGCAAUUACAAAGGCAAUAAAGGAAGAAAUGGGGGGUUGUCUAUUCUCUAUUCUUAUUGAUGAAUCACGUGAUAUAUCUAUCAAAGAGCAAAUGACCAUAGUUGUUAGAUUUGUGAACAAAAAAGGGGAAGUCAUAGAAAGAUUUUUGGGUAUCAAGCAUAUCAAGGAUACAACAUCGGAAUCAUUGAAGAAAGCAUUACUUGAAGUGUUAAAUGAUCAUGGUUUAGUUGUUGCAAAUAUACAAGGGCAAGGGUAUGAUGGUGCUUCCAAUAUGAGAGGAGAAUUUAAUGGUCUUCAGAAAUUGAUUAGAGAUGAGAACCCUUUUGCUUUCUAUAUCCAUUGUUUUGCUCAUCAAUUGCAAUUGGUAGUUGUUGCUGUCUCAAAAUACGCCUCAUCUAUUGAAGAUUUCUUUGAGUAUGUGACACUAAUUGUGAGCAGCACUUCCACUUCAUGUAAAAGGAAGGAUUUAUUGCUUGAUAGACAUCGAUUGAAUCUCUUGUCUAAAUUAGAGAGUGGAGAAAUAUCAUCUGGGAGAGGUAAACAACAAGAAACAUCAUUGGCAAGACCUGGAGAUACAAGAUGGGGAUCUCAUUAUAAGAUUUUACUUCGUAUUGAGUCAAUGUGGGAUUCAGUAAUAGAAGUGCUAGAAAUUGUGAAUCAAGAUGAGCGCAAUUCAUCUAGGGCAGGAGGAUUGGUACAAAUUAUGGAGUCUUUCAGCUUUGUAUUUAUCAUGAAGAUAAUGUUGCAGAUCCUUCGUAUUACAAAUGAGCUCUCACUCAUCUUGCAAAGGAAGAAUCAAAAUGUUGUUCAAGCUAUGUCUUUGAUUAUUGAUGUGACGACACGUUUGAAUAAUUUGAGAAGUGAAGGUUGGGAACCAUUGUUUGAAGAAACAAAAGCCUUCUGCCUUGCAAAAUGUAUCCCAAUACCAAAUAUGAGUGAUCAAGUACCACGAUUUGGUCGAUCAUGA